This is a messenger RNA of Mytilus californianus (California mussel), 1234 nucleotides long. RefSeq names its product zinc finger protein 239-like. Gene Ontology annotation, cellular component: nucleus. NCBI's taxonomy places the organism in Eukaryota, Metazoa, Mollusca, Bivalvia, Mytilida, Mytilidae. Bases 126 to 944 code for a protein of 272 amino acids. The record is from RefSeq and is a predicted model, not a curated record. Gene Ontology annotation, biological process: regulation of transcription by RNA polymerase II. Gene Ontology annotation, molecular function: DNA-binding transcription factor activity, RNA polymerase II-specific; RNA polymerase II transcription regulatory region sequence-specific DNA binding. The transcript is spliced from 2 exons.
UCAAAACUUCCGGUAUAGAAUUUAACAAAAACAACACAAGUCAUAAUUUUGAAAUACCUGAAUACACAUUUUAAAGAUUAUUGAGUUGUGGAAGACACAUACUGAAGAUAACCUUUAUUGAUAGGAUGAAUGUGUUUGAGGAUUUAAUGAUUAAUGGAAAUGCAGGGAGACACACUACAAAACAGGCUCAUGAUAAUCUGCUUCAUCGAGGAGUUGACUUAAAGAGACACACGAGAACACAUACUGUUGUUAAAUGUCAUAAAUGUGAAGUUUGUGCUAGAGAAUUUACUCGAGGUUAUGAUUUAAAGAGACACAUGAGAAUACAUACUGGUGAAAAAUGUCACAAAUGUGAUAUUUGUGGUAAUAUAUUUACUCGACGUAGUGACUUACAGAGACACACAAGAAUACAUACUGUUGUUAAAUGUCAUAAAUGUGAUGUUUGUGCUAAAGAAUUUACUCAAAAUGUUAACCUAAAGAGUCACAUGAGAACACAUACUGUUGAAAAAUGUCACAAAUGUGAUGUUUGUGCAAGAGAAUUUACUCAAAAUAAAUACCUCAAGCGUCACAUGAGAACACAUACUGAAGAUAAAUCUUAUAAAUGUAAUGUUUGCACUAAAGGUUUUUUUUGGCUUUAUCAUUUACAACGUCACAUGAGAACACAUACAGAUGAUAAACCUAAUGUCUGUGGUGUAUGUGAUAAAGGGUUUAGUCAGCUUGGCCAUUUAUAUAUGCACAUGAGAACACAUACAGGCGAUAAUCCGUAUGACUGUGAUGUAUGUGGUAGAGAGUUUAGUCAGCAUAGUAGCUUAAAGAGACACAUCAGAACACAUUCCGUCAAUAAACAUGACUGUAAUGUAUGUUGUAAAGGAUUUAGUCGGCCUGAUUCUUUAAAGAGACAUAUGAGAACACAUACAGGUGAUACACCUAAUGACUGUAAUUUUUAAGUUAAAGGGUUGUGUCAACAUGGUAUGUAACAGAGUCACACGAGAACACAUACAGGUGAUAUCAUAACCUUCAUGACUGUGAAUAACGAAAGGUGCUUGUCAAUGCUUGUACUUGAAAAUAAUUGAAUAAAUAAUUAUUAACUGUAUUUACCUGGAUUUACCUGUCAAAUAUUAUAAAUGCUUGCAAAUGUAAUGGUAAUGCGCUUAAACGUAAUACACCGAGGUGGCUGCAAACAUAGAACAUAUCAUUUGCUUAAGAACAGUUUUGUAGCUGGCUUUUAUUGUAUGAG